CUGAGCUACAACGCACAGAUCCAAUGCACAUCGAGAACCUGCAAAUUCAGCCCGAAUCAUCCCCCUACGUGCGUGCCCCCGAGGUGCACGCAGACCUGCUGGCAGUAUCGCCAAUUCCCCGAGCAAUACUCGCCGAACGUCAAUUCCUACUGCCCCUCAUGUUCUAGCAGAUGA
Schizophyllum commune H4-8 is the source of this 174-nucleotide messenger RNA. RefSeq lists its product as uncharacterized. Lineage: Eukaryota; Fungi; Basidiomycota; Agaricomycetes; Agaricales; Schizophyllaceae. The transcript is spliced from 3 exons. The annotation marks the transcript as partial. The record is from RefSeq and is a predicted model, not a curated record.